GAUGAAUCCUUCGCGCCCGGAUUGGCUGGCCGCGCCAUUGUGACGUCACGGUCAGCCCACGCUCCGAUUGUAGAUGCCCGGCGCCUUCCUCUUCCCAUCGCGGCGGAUCCUCGGUCCCGGCGCCUCCCUCCGACAUCCUCGUCGGGCUGCCGUCGGCCACGGGCGCUCCGCUCCGCGCCGCCUCGCCGCUUCUCUGCGCCGCCGCUGCCUCGGGGCCAGGAGGUUUAAAAAUGGAACAUUUUGAUGCAUCACUUAGUACCUAUUUCAAGGCAUUGCUAGGUCCCCGAGAUACUAGAGUAAAAGGAUGGUUCCUUCUGGACAAUUACCUACCCACAUUGAUCUGCUCUAUCAUAUAUUUACUAAUUGUGUGGCUGGGACCCAAAUACAUGAAGAACAGACAGCCCUUCUCUUGUCGGGGCGUCUUAGUGGUAUAUAACCUUGGACUCACGUUGCUGUCUCUCUAUAUGUUCUAUGAGUUAGUGACGGGAGUAUGGGAAGGCCAAUACAACUUCUUCUGUCAGGGCACACGCAGUGCAGGAGAAUCGGACAUGAAGAUUAUCCGUGUCCUCUGGUGGUACUACUUCUCCAAACUCAUAGAGUUCAUGGACACCUUCUUCUUCAUCCUGCGCAAGAACAACCACCAGAUCACCGUGCUGCAUGUCUACCACCAUGCCUCCAUGCUGAACAUCUGGUGGUUUGUGAUGAACUGGGUUCCCUGUGGCCAUUCUUAUUUUGGUGCCACACUUAACAGCUUCAUCCAUGUCCUCAUGUACUCGUACUAUGGUCUGUCAUCCGUGCCAUCCAUGCGUCCGUAUCUCUGGUGGAAGAAGUACAUCACUCAGGGGCAGCUGCUUCAGUUUGUGCUGACAAUCAUCCAGACCAGCUGUGGAGUCAUAUGGCCGUGCACGUUCCCUCUUGGUUGGUUGUAUUUCCAGAUUGGAUACAUGAUUUCUCUGAUUACCCUCUUCACAAAUUUCUACAUUCAGACUUACAAUAAGAAGGGGGCAUCCCGGAGAAAAGAGCACCUCAAGGACCACCAGAAUGGGUCUGCAACUGCUGUGAAUGGACACACCAGCAGCUUCUCUGCCCUGGAGAACAGUGUCAAGCCACGGAAGCAACGGAAGGAUUGAAACGGAGCGACAGAGUCACUGCAGACCACGUGACCCGAUUGUAAACACAGUGUGAGUUGUGUGCCGCUGCUGUUAACAGCUGCUGUAACUAGUCCGGCCUACAAUAGUGUGAUUCAUGUAGGAACUCUUUCAUCAGUUCAGAACCCCUAGACAAACUAGACAAAUUAUCCAAGUAGGUGUAAGAUUUCUUAACAUUUCUGGGCUCUCAUUGACCCCCGCGCUAGACUGUGGAAAAGGGAAUAUUAUUGUAGUAUAUGACACUGCUGUUGCCUUAUUAGUUAUAACAUGAUAGGUGCUGGAAUUGUGAUUCACAAUUUAAAAACACUGUAAUCCAAACUUUUUUUUUUAACUGUAGAUCAUGCAUGUGAUUGUAAAUUUGUACAAUGUUGUUACAGUAGAAAAACACACAUGCCUUAAAAUUUGAAAAGCAGGGCCCAAAGCUUAUUAGUUUAAAUUAGGAUAUGUUUUAAGUUUGUAUUUGUAAUAACUCUGUUUAGGAAAAAAAAAAUCAAAGACCGUAAUUUAUUAAAGUAAUAUGUGACCUGUAAUUUCAAGUGACUUAAGAGAUGUGAAGUCUGUAACGGCACCUCCAGUUUUGUAGUAUUGGCUUUGAAUCAAGGCAGGCUCAAAUCUAGUGGAGCCUAUUGUCUGUUUAACUUUCUAACAGAUCUUAUUUUUUAUAGUUUGAGUGCCACUAUUAAUAAUGUACAAAAAUUGGGGGCCUGGGGCUCUAAAGCAGUCUUGAUGAAACUUAAAUAUAUAUUCUUUAUCCUCAAGAUUGUCAGAAGUGUGUAGGAUGAGUAGGCCGUUGUUCAUUUCUGAAUUACUGGGUGUUUUUAUAUGGGAAAUCAAGUUUGUUGUGCUUUCCACCUGUGUGCGAGAGGAUGUGUUCUUUUCAAGAGAGAGGUGACUGAGUGUGUGCUCUGACAUAGUCUCACAGACGCGCAGUAGGGAACUGGUCGCCAGGGUCCAGAUUCGGGUUGAUUUCUGUACUGUUAUCUGUUUUGACAGAAGCUUUCUUUUUAAAAUGUGCCUAGUUUACCAAAAUUUUCACAGCAGGAAGAAAUGACCUUAAAGAAAAAAUAUAAAAUGAAACAGAUAGCUACGGCAUGAGAGAACUGGGAAAUUGGAUGGCGAUAGCUUGUUUGUUGUAAAUCUAAUAGCCUCUAUGAAUUUUUUUUUCUGCUUAGACUCUAAAAACUUGUUAGAACUGCUUGUUUCAAGUAAUAUACUGCUUCUUGUAAAAUCAUGUCUUACACACUGGAGGCAGCGGUUGAACAGAUAAGGACUAUUAAUGUGUCAUUUUAAAGUGUUGGAAUUUAGCCUCUGAGAACCUUCUCCAUUGAAAACAAAACCAUCCACUGAACCACUCAUGACAUGUCUUAGAAGGUCAUUGACAAUGUAUAAAACUAAUUGUUGGUUUGAUAUUUAUGUAAAUAUCAGUUUACCAUGCUUUAAUUUUGCACAUUCAUAUUCUAGGGAGCCGAUGGGUUCCCGUCUUAGUCUUGUGGGUUUUCUGUUUGGACGGAGUCACAGCAUCUGUUUACAUUUACCUUAUCAAAUCUAGAACGUGUAUAUUUGUAAAAGUGUGUCUCCAUUCCUAGGUACUAGUUUGCAGGUGUCUUUACAUAUUUCAAUACAGAAACUGUAACAUUCGAUUAGUGUGCUGUCAAAGUGUGCUUAGCUCAUCUGGAUAUACCCACACUGUUAAAUAAUGUCUAAACAUUUAAUCAUUAAAACAUUUUGGAUUACC
Messenger RNA from Ochotona princeps (American pika), 2883 nucleotides. It is a transcript of the gene ELOVL5, whose product is annotated as ELOVL fatty acid elongase 5. Gene Ontology annotation, cellular component: endoplasmic reticulum membrane; endoplasmic reticulum. The record is from RefSeq and is a predicted model, not a curated record. Gene Ontology annotation, molecular function: fatty acid elongase activity. The coding region runs from base 231 to 1130 and encodes 299 amino acids. Gene Ontology annotation, biological process: very long-chain fatty acid biosynthetic process; fatty acid elongation, polyunsaturated fatty acid; fatty acid elongation, saturated fatty acid. NCBI's taxonomy places the organism in Eukaryota, Metazoa, Chordata, Mammalia, Lagomorpha, Ochotonidae. The transcript is spliced from 8 exons.